This is a messenger RNA of Homarus americanus (American lobster), 1257 nucleotides long. RefSeq names its product extensin-like. Bases 1 to 1257 code for a protein of 418 amino acids. The record is from RefSeq and is a predicted model, not a curated record. The transcript has a single exon. NCBI's taxonomy places the organism in Eukaryota, Metazoa, Arthropoda, Malacostraca, Decapoda, Nephropidae.
AUGUGUCGCCCUCAGAGCACAUGCCCAGUAAAAGCCCAACACAUCCCCAAUACAUACGAUGCCCAGCACAUACCAUACCCAGUACAUGCCCAGCACAUACCAUACCCAGCAUGCCUGGCACAUACCAUACCCAGCACAUGCCCAGUACAUACCAUGCCCAGCACAUACCCAGCACAUGCCCAGCACAUACCAUUCCCAGUACAUGCCCAGCACAUACACAUACCCAGCACAUGCCCAGCACAUACCAUACCCAGCACAUGCCCAGCACCAUACCCAGUACAUGCCCAGCACAUACCAUACCCAGUACAUGCCCAGCACAUAUCACACCCAGUACAUGCCCAGCACAUACCAUACCCAGUACAUGCCCAGCACAUACCAUACCCAGUACAUGCCCAGCACAUACCAUACCCAGUACAUGCCCAGCACAUACCAUACCCAGUACAUGCCCAGCACACCAUACCAUGCCCAGCACAUACCAUACCCACAUACCAUACCCAGUACAUGCCCAGCACAUACCAUACCCAGCACAUGCCUAGCACAUACCAUACCCAGCACAUACCAGUACAUGCCCAGCACAUACCAUACCCAGCACAUGCCCAGUACAUACCAUACCCAGUACAUGCCCAGUACAGCACACACCAUACCCAGUACAUGCCCAGCACAUACCAUACCCAGCACAUGCCCAGUACAUACCAUACCCAGUACAUGCCCAGUACAUACCAACCAUACCCAGUACAUGCCCAGCACAUACCAUACCAGUACAUGCCCAGCACAUACCAUACCCAGUACAUGCCCAGCACAUACCAUACCCAGUACAUGCCCAGCACAUACCAUACCCAGUACAUGCCCAGCACAUACCAUACCCAGUACAUGCCCAGCACAUACCAUACCCAGUACAUGCCCAGUACAUACCAUACCCAGUACAUGCCCAGCACAUACCAUACCCAGUACAUGCCCAGCACAUACCAUACCCAGUACAUGCCCAGCACAUACCAUACCCAGUACAUGCCCAGUACAUACCACCCAGCACAUGCCCAGUACAUACCAUGCCCAGCACAUGCCCAGCACAUACCAUGCCCAGUACAUGCCCAGCACAUACCAUGCCCAGCACAUACCAUACCCAGUACAUGCCCAGCACAUACCAUACCCAGUACAUGCCCAGCACAUACCAUACCCAGUACAUUCCCAGCACAUGCCCAGUACAUACCAUGCCCAGCACAUACCCAGUACAUGCCCAGCACAACAGCGACCCCUUAA